Messenger RNA from Ascoidea rubescens DSM 1968, 323 nucleotides. RefSeq lists its product as uncharacterized. Bases 99 to 260 code for a protein of 53 amino acids. NCBI's taxonomy places the organism in Eukaryota, Fungi, Ascomycota, Saccharomycetes, Ascoideales, Ascoideaceae. The transcript has a single exon. The record is from RefSeq and is a predicted model, not a curated record.
CCAGACGAUAGUUGAUCGGGAAGAUCAGCAUUAACUUUUAUUGACUUUCGUUGACUUUCGUUGACUUUUUCAUUGAUUUCUCAGCAGUUGCCAACGCGAUGAAUUGGUCCACAGCGUUGGAGCCAGAUUGUUCUGCAUCUAUCUGCACGCAUCUGAAUCUCUGGGCAGUGACCGUUUUUCUGCAUACCAGUUACGCUUUAAUUAGCGUAAAUCUGCAUAGUAACACAUAUUAUUGCUUUUGGGCGUUGAUUUCGCUUUGAAAUUUCAGAUUGGAUUUGUUGUGCCGACGCUCGCGUUAUCAAUCGAGACCUUACCGCUAGAGC